Molecule: messenger RNA, 606 nt
Organism: Letharia lupina
Lineage: Eukaryota; Fungi; Ascomycota; Lecanoromycetes; Lecanorales; Parmeliaceae
Exons: 1
Coding region: 1-606 (201 amino acids)
Source: RefSeq, a predicted model, not a curated record
AUGUUUGAUCAUCUGCGUCCGCAACGCUCCUACGCAGUUUCGUUCCAUCACGUACAGCUGGCACUGAAGUACUCUCGAAUGAAGGAAAAGCACCAGGAUUGUCGAACGAACAUUCUUCAAAAUUUUGAGAUUCGUCCAGUCGGCUCUCCUAUCAUCAAGACAUUCGCCGCAAAGCCGAAGGUCGUCAACGCCAGAUUCAUACUGUUGGCGACAUACGUCCUGUAUGCAGGUCCGCUUCGAGACGCAGCAAAGAAAGAUUACGACAAGUAUAUAGUAUUCUGCCCUCACCACCAUUUUGGCCUUGGCACGGGACUAGGCCACUCCUUUGCCGCGAUUUUGCAAAAGGCUGUUAUCAAUGCGGCGACUAUGCCAGAUCAACACACUGUGCUGUUUUCAUGUGAUCGCUGCCCAACAGACUAUUCGGUGGUGGUCCAAGAUGGUGAGGCCGUCCUCGAGGCUUGGCAUGACCUGGGAAAUGGAUUCUCUGUUGAGGAUCCCAGCUGGCAAAGUCACCUUUGGUCAGACCAGAAUGGGUUAACCAAAGGAUUGCAGUUCAACUAUGAACAUGGGAGUAUCUCCAAGAUGUAUGAUAGCUGCCACAGUUGA